Molecule: messenger RNA, 1132 nt
Organism: Papaver somniferum (opium poppy)
Lineage: Eukaryota; Viridiplantae; Streptophyta; Magnoliopsida; Ranunculales; Papaveraceae
Exons: 3
Coding region: 31-501 (156 amino acids)
Source: RefSeq, a predicted model, not a curated record
UUUCAUUUACCUGAGUCUUCUAAUAUAACCAUGGUUAAGGAGAUGUCUGGUCUAUGGAGGAGACGAAAGUAUGAGUUUCGAAAAGCAUAUUAUGAUCCUUAUGAUACUCAUGAAGAAAGGAUUCUACAUAUUCCUCCAAAUGUUAAAAAAGAGGAGUGGAUAGAUUUCUGCAAGAAUGAAAGCACUGAAAAAGCACAGGAAAGCAGAGCUGAGAACAAGAGGAAAAUAGAACUAUAUGAUUACUCUCACACCACUGGUCGUAAACCUCAUUCUUUGGUGAAAGAUGAACUGGAGCGCGAGAAUCCUGAAGUGGAAAUCAGCACCUCUGAUGUGUGGAUUAAAGCUCAUACCCAAGAGGGUGGGGAAUUUCUGCCUAGUUCGCAAAGAUCCUUUGAUGACCUUAAGAAGGCCCAAGAAGAUAUCAAGGGGAAAAAAGAUGCGGGUGUUCCUGUAUCAGAUUUGGAUGUAAUGACUAAAGUUUUUCAGAAGGAAUGUAGAUGACGGGUUCGUGUUGUUGGUCCUGUUACUCGUAGUCAAUACGAUUAUUCUGCUCCUGCGCGUGCCAAAGUACAAGAAUUAAAAUCCAAGGAUGAAGUUGUUAAGCAUCAGUUGGGUGAGCUAGGUGACAGGGUGGGAAUUUUGAUCCAAGGCUUGGGAUCACUAUGUCACACUGUGAAGGAUAUCCAGUCCGCAAUGUCGGGGUCAUUUGUGGCAUCAAACAAUAACGGUUGUUUACAAGGUCAGGAAGCUUCACCUUUUCAGAAUAAUUCUGUCGCUGAUGCACCUUCACCUGCUCAAAUACCUUCACCUACUCAAACACCUUCACCUGGGAAAACCAGGUCACCAGCUCGAUCAUCAACAAGUGUUGAAAUGCAUCCAUGUUCAUUGUUGAACAUGGAUGAGGAAGUUUUGGCUGUUGGUAGACUGUGUACUGGUGCUAUGGGAUGUAUGUGUCACGGCUCUAUUGUACCAGCUAAUCUUGGAAAGAUUUUGGUGGAUAAGAUUCUCAUGCCAGAUGCACCAGUCGUAAAAGCUAACAAGUUUGUUGACAUCUUUAAAGAUGUUGUUGUUGGAGGGUACGUGCUUCAUCCAAAGAAGUGCAUCAAGAUGGACUAGUUGGGUUGGCGGUCGA